GCUUUUUACCGCAAAUGUCCUCCCCUAUUAAUUACGGUACGGCACUACGGCCAAAACAAAAGACAGAAAGUCUCCCAGCGCGGUAAUUUUUGAAACUUCAAAUAAAUGACGUAACUUCCGUAACGGCUUCAAAAAGGUCAAAAAGGCGUUAGAAUACCUAAACCCGUCCGGUGCGAUUUUUUCGGUGAUUCGUCAGUACACGUCGCCACGUAUCCCCCCAUGCCAGCUGUACUCCCCCUUCCUAACCGCCUCCUCCCCCACGCCUCUAUUUAACUGUGUGUGAAACGCUCCGUUUCUGUUCGCAGUCGCGGCUAUGGUGGCGGAAUCCGAUCGGGUCAGAGGUCCGUGGAGCGCGGAGGAGGACGAGUCGCUGAGGAAGCUGGUGGCGCUUCACGGCGCUCGGAAUUGGGCGUCGAUUAGCCAGUCGAUUCCUGGACGGUCCGGGAAGUCGUGCCGCCUGCGGUGGCACAACCAGCUGUCGCCGGCGGUGGAGCACCGGCCAUUCACGGCGGAGGAGGACGCGGUUAUCGUCCAGGCCCAUGCGGAUUUCGGGAACAAGUGGUCCGCCAUCGCGAAAUUGCUCAACGGACGGACGGAUAACGCCGUGAAAAACCACUGGAACUCGUCGCUGAAGAGAAAGCUUGCCUGUUGCGGCGGAGGAGGGCAGCGGCCGGGUCAGAUUCUGAGGCGGCAGGGAAGUGCUGACGUCGCGUCGAUUGUGAGUCCCGACCGCUCCUCGGAAUCCGGCAUCAGCUAUUCCCCGGCGUUGGAACCAGUCUCGACGCAGGCCGAUCCGUUGACUGCGUUGACUCUUUCGUUUCCGGCACAAAGAGCGAAUCCGGAAGCUUUGAGGCCACGGGAUCUUCCGAAUCGCCGCCAUGGCAAUUGGAUUGAGGGGACGGAGUUGGAGAACGCCCCGCCAUUGAAUCCGGAAUUACAUUCACUGAUGCAAGAAAUGAUUAGGAAGGAGUCAUCAUCUUUGAGGAAUCCUUCAACUCAUUUGAUUUCAUCUUCAAUGGCAGAAGAAAAUUCUGGAAGAAUUCAUCCUUCUGAUCCUCUGUAUCUCCAUCCAUCUGAUCAUCCAGGUUUAAUCCUGAUUUCGACUAAGUUUGAAGGUGAAGGUUUUGGAUCUUGGCAGAAAUCCAUUAAAAUUGCCUUAUCUGCCAAGAACAAACUCGAUUUUGUCUAUGGAAGGAUUGAGAAACCUAAUAAUGAUCCUGCGAGACUCAGUGCCUGGCAACGAUGCAAUGAUAUGGUGACUUCAUGGAUUUUGAAUGUCCUAAGCAAGGCAAUUGGUGACAGUGUUCUAUACGCAGACACAGUUGUGGAUCUCUGGAACGAACUUGAAGAUCGAUUUGGACAAUCAAAUGGAACUCGUCUGUAUCAGCUUCAGAAGAAUGUCUGUUCAAUUGCACAAGGGAAUUCAGACAUAGCUUCCUAUUAUACUAAAUUGAAGUUCUGUUGGGAUGAAUUAGGAAUGGUGUCCAAUCUGCCGAGAUGCACAUGUGGAGCAGCUCAAGCUAUGGUCAAACAUGAACAAGAUCAGAAACUAAUCCAAUUUCUGAUGGGCCUAAAUUCAGAAUACAACACUAUCAGGGGAAAUAUUCUGGUUAUGAGGCCUCUCCCAUCUGUUGCAGUUGCAUAUGGGAUGCUAAUUCAGGAGGAAAAACAGAGGGAAAUUCAAGCUGCAUCACCUUUAAUGCCUGAACAUACAUCAAUGAAUGGCCCUUCACAGAGGAAGCCACUGGAACUUGGUGAAAAAUGUGAUGGCCUCUACAUUACUCCUGCUGUUCAGCACUCCUUUUCAUCUUCUCAGAGUCAACAUGAUAAUACCAAUAGUUCAUCAUCUGUUUUUCAUUCUAGUGAUGUUACUAGAGAUGUAUGUUGCAAUAAAGUCUGUAAAAUUCCUGAUGUUAAGACAUGGCACCUAAGAUUGGGGCACUUACCUGAACCAAGAAAUUAUGAAGAAGCAAAGUCAGAUCCAGCAUGGCAACAAGCUAUGGCACUUGAAUUUCAAGCACUGGAGACAACAGAGUGGGAAGUUAAGAGAUAAAAGUCAUUAAGUUCAUCAUUUUUUACAAAUGAGGCAAUGUAAAUGUCUAAUGCGUGAUACUUCGUAUUAUGGGAGUGUUUUUCUAUGACGGUGCUUAUUGACUUAUUGUUGAUACAUAGUUUUUAAUUUAUAAGUUGCUUAUAAAUAAAAUAUUCUUUCAUCGAAAUAAAAAGAUUUAAAUGAUAGAUAAAUCAUUUGUAAAGAUUCAUAAAUAGUAAAAGAUAAUUUUGUAAAUAAUCUUGUUAAAAUGGAGAAAUUAAAAAACUGGAUCAAUU
This is a messenger RNA of Cuscuta campestris, 2328 nucleotides long. Lineage: Eukaryota; Viridiplantae; Streptophyta; Magnoliopsida; Solanales; Convolvulaceae. The record is from the annotation of a GenBank genome assembly.